CCCCCUAAUUGCCUCCCCCCCCCCUCCUAAAGGAGAUGUCACAGCAUCUGUACAAUGGAAGCAGCAGAUAGGACCACAGAGCCGGCUACCUCCAGUAGCUGAGGACGCCUGAUCUCCUGGUACAAGGCACAAGAUGAAGACAUUGCUGCGCCAUGGGCUGGCAGUAUUGCUAGCACUCAGCACCAUGUGUACCAGUCUGGUGAUCAUGUACAGCAAUAUGGGCAGCGUGAAAGAACAGAGCCCGCCGCAUUCAUCAGCUGGCAUCGGGAAAGAGGGCAGGAUAAGCGCCAAGGAGUACACCCCGAGCCCCGUCCUGGAGGGGUACAUCAGCGUCUCAGACCACAAGCCCCUGAAAAUGCGCUGCGAGAGUUGUGCGCUAGUCACCAGCUCGGGACACCUGCUCGGCAGUAAACUGGGUAAUAAGAUUGACCAGACGGAGUGUGUAAUACGUAUGAAUGAUGCGCCCACUCGGGGCUACGGACAGGACGUUGGCAACAAAACCAGCCUGCGAGUGAUCGCACACUCCAGUAUACAGCGUAUACUCCGCAACCGCAACGAACUCCUGAACAUGAGCCAAGGCGCCGUCUUCGUUUUCUGGGGACCCAGCAGCUACAUGAGGAGAGACGGCAAAGGAUUAGUCUACAACAAUCUGCAGCUCAUAAACAAGAUUCUACCUCGAUUAAAAGUUCACAUAAUAACCCGACACAAGAUGCUGCAGUUUGAUGAACUCUUCAAGAAGGAGACGGGAAAAGACAGGAAAGUCUCCAACACUUGGCUCAGUACGGGAUGGUUCACCAUGUCCAUUGCAUUAGAGCUCUGCGAUACAAUCAAUGUGUACGGGAUGGUCCCACCGGAUUUCUGCAGGGCUGCCAACCACACGUCAGUACCUUACCAUUACUAUGAACCUUUGGGACCAGAUGAAUGUACUAUGUACAUCUCCCAUGAACGAGGGCGCAAAGGAAGCCACCACCGCUUUAUCACGGAGAAAAGAGUUUUUGCCAACUGGGCACGGACAUAUAACAUCCACUUUUUUCAACCAGACUGGAAACCGGAAACACAUUCUGAUAGGCAAGGCCCAGUAAAGCCAAUGUUCUGAGAAGACAGAUGACCCAAAGUAGUUAAAAACAGAGAAAAAGAGAGCACUCAGCAUUGACAGUGGCAUCUAAGUGGUUUACGACUGGCAUCGGAACUAUCUCCAAUGCUGAUCACUGACUGCGGCUGUUACCUGCUCAAAGCAGUCAUAAGCUGCUGGGUAUACACAGUGCUUGGCUUACCAUACCAUGGAGCAUUAAAAGGUGUUAUCCAGGAUUAGAAGAAAAAAAAAAAAGAUCUAUAUACUUCAAAAAACAGCGCCAAGCCUGUCGUCAGGCUGUGUGCGAUAUUCGAUUGAAGUGAAUGGAGCAAAGUUGUAAUACCACACACAACCUGAGGACCGAAGUGGUGCUGUUUUUUUUUUAAAAGAAAUUAGCUCUGUUUUUCUAUUACUGAAUAACUUUUUAUUAUUAAUACAAUGAUUUUUAUUAUUAAAAGGAUUUAUUCAA
Molecule: messenger RNA, 1541 nt
Organism: Hyla sarda
Lineage: Eukaryota; Metazoa; Chordata; Amphibia; Anura; Hylidae
Gene: ST6GALNAC5
Product: ST6 N-acetylgalactosaminide alpha-2,6-sialyltransferase 5
Exons: 5
Coding region: 134-1096 (320 amino acids)
Biological process (GO): oligosaccharide metabolic process; ganglioside biosynthetic process
Molecular function (GO): alpha-N-acetylgalactosaminide alpha-2,6-sialyltransferase activity
Source: RefSeq, a predicted model, not a curated record